GCUAAUUUGUUUUGAUAAUAAAUUGGAUGAAAUAUUGCAGAGAAAAGAUUGAUAUUUUUGAAUAUAAAAAUAUUCAGGUUAUAAGGAUUCUUAAAAUUUUCUUAUGAAAUUUUCCAAAUAGCUAUGCGAAUAUGUCUUGUUUCAGAUUUUUUCUAUCCAAAUAUGGGUGGUGUAGAAGAACAUAUAUUCAAUUUAUCCCAGUGCCUAUUAGCAAACGGACACAAGGUUAUUGUUAUAACACACACGUACAACGAUCGAAAAGGCAUAAGGUAUAUGACAAGGGGUUUGAAAGUAUAUUAUUUACCAAUAAAGGUAUUUUAUAAUCAGUCAAUUCUUCCAACAAUUAUUUGCAAUAUUCCAUUGCUUCGCCAUGUGCUAUUGCGAGAACGAAUUGAAAUAGUGCAUGGUCAUUCAGCUUUUAGUGUUUUAGCUCAUGAAACAAUGCAAAUUGGUAAACUAUUAGGACUAAGAACUGUAUUUACAGAUCAUAGUUUAUUCGGAUUUGCCGAUUUGUCAGCAGUACUCACAAACAAAUUCUUGCAGAUAUGUCUUUCUACUUGCAAUCAUUGUAUAUGUGUUUCGCAUAUUGGGAAGGAGAACACAGUCUUAAGAGCUUUUGUCCCCAAAGAAAAAGUUUCGGUGAUUCCGAAUGCGGUUGACACUGCCCAAUUCACCCCAGAGCCAUCAAAACGUGUAAACGCAAAUGAAACUAUUACGAUUAUAGUUGCAUCACGUUUGGUGUAUCGAAAAGGAAUUGAUUUUCUUGCUGAUGUUAUACCUCGAUUUAAAAAUAAUAGCAAUGUUCAUUUUUUGAUAAUUGGCGAUGGUCCAAAACGAGACUUACUUGAGGAAACAAGGGAGCGAGCAAAUAUGCAAAGUUGUGUUGAAAUGAUUGGUGCUGUUGAGCAUUCGAAAAUGCGUGAUUUGUUAGUUCGUGGUCAUAUAUUUGUAAAUUCAUCUUUAACAGAAGCUUACUGCAUGGCCAUUGUUGAAGCUGCAGCUUGUGGUUUGCAGGUUGUGUCCACAAAAGUCGGUGGAAUACCAGAAGUUCUUCCGUCCAGAUUGAUUAUAUUAACUGAAGCUGACUCAAACUCAAUUUAUGAGGGAAUUUUGCAAGCUAUGGAAAGAAUAAAGGAAAAUCGAAAAAUUUCCAAACCUUCUUAUGGGCGUCGAAUUUAUAAAACUGCAAAUUCUGAAUGUACUUCCGAUAAAAAAGAUAAAUCGAAGACUGUUCCUAUUUCUAAUAAUGUAAGUAAAGGUGGAAGUAAUUCAUGUUUAAAACCAGUUGAUAAGCACUGCAACAACAGUCUCAAACGAAUAAAUCAAAAAAACAACUUUCCAAUGUCUUACAAUAAACCUGCCGUAGAACCAUUCACCAAUAAAAACGGAAAAAUUUUUGUAGAAGACACUGAGCAAAGGGAAAUUGAUUUUGAUUUUCUAAUGAAAGAAAUCAAUAACGUACGAAGCGGAACGUUAUGCCCAUAUAUUUGUAAUGAAAUUGUUACUAACUUAUACAAUUGGGAAAAUGUAACACAGAGAACGGAAAAAGUUUAUGAACGGGUAUUAAAAGAAAAGGAUCCACAAUUAGGUGAAAAAUUAGCUGCAUACCUUAGAAGUGGAGUCUGGCCAUUUUUGUUAGUUAUAAUGCUUUGUCACUGGAUACUAAGAUUUUUGGAGUGGUUACAACCAACUAGCUCAAUUGAAAUUGCCUUGGAAUAUCCAAGAGGCAAAAAAGAUAAAAAUAAUAAGAAUUAAAUUUUAAUUCAAAUGCAUUUGUUAGUAUUAUUUGCAUUUUAUGUAAUAAUGUUCAAUAGCUUUAUUCGGUAGUAUUUUAUAAAAGUAGGAAUAGUUAAAUUAUUUAAAAAUUUAAUGAUGUAAAUAAAAAUUUUUUUUAUUCAUUUACGGUAUCGUACCUAGGUAAUAAAAAUGUUUUUUUUAAACUUUAAAUUGAUGCAAAAUCUUAAAGAAAUUUACAAUUUAGAUAAUUUAAAUUAUAAGUUGUU
Molecule: messenger RNA, 2003 nt
Organism: Condylostylus longicornis
Lineage: Eukaryota; Metazoa; Arthropoda; Insecta; Diptera; Dolichopodidae
Gene: PIG-A
Product: phosphatidylinositol N-acetylglucosaminyltransferase subunit A
Exons: 7
Coding region: 124-1755 (543 amino acids)
Biological process (GO): GPI anchor biosynthetic process
Cellular component (GO): glycosylphosphatidylinositol-N-acetylglucosaminyltransferase (GPI-GnT) complex
Molecular function (GO): phosphatidylinositol N-acetylglucosaminyltransferase activity
Source: RefSeq, a predicted model, not a curated record